ACAUUUUUUUUUAUGAAGAUAAAGGACUGCAGGAUGCCGAAAAACAAAGGUAAAGGAGGAAAAAAUCGCCGUCGUGGUAAAAAUGAAAACGAAUAUGAGAAGCGUGAACUAGUCUUCAAGGAGGACUUGCAGGAGUAUGCUCAGGUUACCAAAAUGCUUGGUAGUGGUCACUUGGAGGCUAUGUGUUUUGACAAUGUCAAACGCUUGUGUCAUAUUCGUGGUAAACUUCGCAAGAAGAUUUGGAUCAAUCAAGGCGAUUUUAUAUUGGUUGGGUUGCGUGAAUAUCAAGAUUCAAGGGCUGAUGUUAUUCUGAAGUACACUCCUGAUGAGGCUAGGAACCUUAAAGCAUAUGGCGAGUUUCCAGAAUCUGUACGCAUCAAUGAUACUGUGACUUUCGUUGAGGAUGGUUUCGAUGACGGUAUUGAAUUUGAUCAUGAAAUGAGCUCUGAACCAGAUGUUGUUAGCUCGAAUACCACUCUCGAUCCCUAAGGCGAUGAGUUCUGAGACCUGUCCUGCUUUAUUUUAUUUCUUAACAAAAAUAUAAGAAAUUCAUUUUUUCAAAUUUUUAUUUCAUUAAUAUUCAUGGCAA
Messenger RNA from Teleopsis dalmanni, 589 nucleotides. RefSeq names its product eukaryotic translation initiation factor 1A, X-chromosomal-like. Gene Ontology annotation, molecular function: translation initiation factor activity; RNA binding. NCBI's taxonomy places the organism in Eukaryota, Metazoa, Arthropoda, Insecta, Diptera, Diopsidae. The record is from RefSeq and is a predicted model, not a curated record. Gene Ontology annotation, biological process: translational initiation. Gene Ontology annotation, cellular component: cytoplasm.